GCCGGGAGAGAGGGGGGUGCACCGAGAGCGGGAGGAGAGAGGAGGCGCUACGAGACGGCAGCCGGUGCACGCUCCGGGAGCAGGAGCAACCAGUUGCCCGGGUGGCGUACUCCCCGAGUGGCAGGAGCAACCCUUGUUGCGCUGGAUUCUCGCCGCGGGAACAGCAGCAUCAUCGCGCAGCAUGUGUCGGCGGCGCGGGUCGUGCUCGGUGUCGGUGCGCGGUCGCCGGACGCGGUAGCCGGCCAUGGAUGCUCGCCCCCGGUGGCCGGCAGGCGACCAACGCAGCUGGAGGGACACCGUGAUGUCGAAGAAGGUGCGGGGGGCCGCCCGGAGCCCGGACGACGGCAGCUAGCCAUGGCGUUCACUCGCGCGCGUUCUCCCUGUGCCGCUCUCGCCUUGCUCGUGUGGUGCGCGACGCUGCUGCUGCUAUUGCCGCCCGCGGCCCGCGCGUCGGGGUUCUUCGAGCUCCAGGUUCUGGGCAUCGACAACCCCGGCGGACUACUGCUGGACGGCGGGUGCUGCGGUUCGCGAUGCCCCGGCCGCUGCAACACGUACUUCCGACUGUGCCUCAAGGAGUACCAGGCGCAGGUGGACCUCUCGGGAGCGUGCACUUUCGGCAACCUGACGUCGCCGCUCAUCGGCGGCAGCUCGUUCUCGCUGCAGACGCACCCGGACCGGCAGCUCCUGCUCAGGCUGCCCUUCCACUUCCGAUGGACGAGGUCGUUCACGCUGAUCCUGGAGGCGCUCCAUCACAACAACUACACUGAACCCUACGUGGACCGGCCUAUCGAGCGGCUCGCCUACUCGGGCCUGGUGCUGCCCAGCGAGGAGUGGCACACGCUGCGGCACCCGGGCCGAGCCGCGCAGCUCUCGUACCGCAUACGGGUCACGUGCGCGGCCAACUACUACGGGCCGAGCUGCUGGACGCUGUGCAAGCCGCGCGACGACCGCUUCGGCCACUACCGGUGCUCGCGCGACGGCUCCAAGCUGUGCCGGCCGGGCUGGUCGGGCGCCACGUGCGAGACGCCCGUGUGCCGCCGCGGAUGCCACCCCGUGCACGGGUACUGCGAGCGGCCCGGCGAGUGCGUCUGCCGGCCGGGCUGGAAGUCCGAGCUGUGCGACCACUGCGCCCCCUACCCGGGCUGCCGGCACGGAUACUGCAACAACACGCCCUGGCAGUGCAUCUGCGACCUGAACUGGGGCGGCAUCCUGUGCGACCAGGACCUGAACUACUGCGGCACCCACGAGCCGUGCAUGAACGGCGGCACGUGCGAGCACACGGCGGGGCCGCAGCACUACCUGUGCCGCUGCCGGCCGGGCUUCUCCGGCACCAACUGCGAGCUGGGCCGCGGGCCGCAGGGCUGCCUGCCGGCCGCCUGCCUCAACGGCGGCAGCUGCGUCCAGCGCAACGGCACCUGGGCCUGCGCCUGCGCGCCCGGCUGGACCGGAUCCCGAUGCCAGGAGCUGAGCGGCUGCCUGGCGCGUCCGUGCCAGAACGGCGGCGACUGCGUGGCCUCCCCGCAGCCUCCGGGCUUCCGGUGCAUCUGCCCCGUGGGCUACGGAGGCGCGCGCUGCGAACGUGACGAGGACCCUUGCCACCCGAACCCGUGCGCGCACGGCGCCUCCUGCUUCAGCCUCGGCUCGCACGACUACUACUGCCACUGCACCGACCGCUACCAGGGCAAGAACUGCACGCAGGACAGACCGUGCGGCGGUCCCGGCGGCCAGCCGUGCUCGCCCCCGGCCUCCCUGCAGGGCUGUGCGGCCGUCGAAGAGCACGGCGGCGGGGCCUCGGUGUGCGGCCCGCACGGCCGCUGCGUCGCCACCGGCAGCGCGGCGGCGGCGGCCACGUCGAGCUGCGUCUGCGACGCCGGAUACACGGGCCGCUACUGUCACGAGAACAUCAAUGACUGUGCUCAUCAACCGUGCGUAAAUGGAGGAACUUGUGUGGAUGCAGUCAACAGCUACAAGUGCAUCUGCCCAGAGGGAUGGGAAGGCCCACACUGUAGCAAAAAUCGAGACGAAUGCCAACCCAAUCCAUGCCACAAUGGAGGCAGAUGUACAGACUUGAUUGCCGACUUCCUUUGUGAAUGUCAAGGAACGUGGAAAGGGAAGACCUGCAACCUCCGGGAUUCUCACUGUGAUAGUGACACAUGCCUCAAUGGUGGUACCUGUGAAGACAUUGGCGACACCUUCGUCUGCCAUUGCCCAGAAAACUACCAUGGUCACACGUGUCAAAUUGCUAAGGUCAAUGGCUGCGAGUCCAACCCAUGCCAGAAUGGAGCCACGUGUGUUAACAGUGGCCGUGGUUUCUCCUGCAUGUGCAGAGAAGGUUUUGAAGGACCACUCUGCCAACAAAAUGUGGACGACUGUGCUUCAUCGCCCUGCCACAAUGGCGGUCGUUGCAUUGAUGGAGUGAACUGGUUCCGGUGCGAAUGUGCACGUGGUUUUGCUGGCCCUGACUGUCGCAUCAAUGUGGAUGAGUGUGCUUCGAAUCCAUGUGCCCCGGGCAGUGUCUGUGUGGAUGCCAUCGGAGACUUCGAGUGCCGCUGUCCACCUGGCCGUACGGGCAAGCGAUGCAACGUUGUACUUGUCACUCCAGCCACCUAUCAGCCCUGUGAAUGGAAAGGCAUCAUGUACCCCGAGGGAAGUCGAUGGCAAGAAGACUGUUCUCUUUGCAGCUGUCAUUCUGGAGCCGUGACUUGCAUUCCAAGUGCGUGCCCAGAGUCUGGCUGCGACCCGUCUGGACCUGCAGAGCAAUGUCCACCAGGUGAAGCCUGCUUGUCUGGCCCACCUACAGAGUCUUGCUUCGUCAGGCCCUGCGCCCAGGGUGGCCAACCCAUUGGUCACUGUGGGCCGCUGCUGCCGGGGUUGGCCAACCAGUCCUCCAGCUGCCUUCCCAAUGCAGCUGAGCCCAGCAACGCUUGUGCCAAAAUCACGCUGCUCUUCGAUCGCCGUGCCAUGGCACCAGGAAUCACGGUGGAAUCGGUUUGCAGCAACAUACGAAGACUGUCCAUCCGGCGCUCAAUCAUCAUUCUGUGUGCACAAAAGCUGACAGAUGCUGACAGUAUUGAAGUGACAGUGUUCACACCAAGUCGUCCAUCAGCAUCGACUUACGCAGCAGUGAGUGAGACAGCAAGGUCCCUGGCUGAUGUGAUCAGCCGCAAGCUCACCAACCACACAGCACUGUCUUCAGUCAUUGAAGUGAAGGUGGAGACAUCCUUUGUGGGCCUUGACCAGAAGAACACAGGCCGGAGCUACCUGCUUGCAGCAACAGUCACACUGGUCGGAGUGGCCCUGUUGGGACUGCUCGCAGCAUUGACUGUCUGGUUCCUGCGCUCUCACCCAACACUGUGCCGCUGCCCACUGCGCACACCGGUAACAGGCGUUAUACCCACCAUCAGUGCCAAGCUCGACACUGACACACCUGAGCCCGACAAGUCUAACAACCAGAACGAGGAGAACAUGCGGAGGUAUCAGAAUCCUCUCCGUGCCGCGACAAAUGUGGAUGCUGCGGAGGCAACGAGAGACACACGCAGUGCGGAGCUCUUCAAGCCACUCUCGCUGGCUGCCUCGAAAAACACAAAUAGGCUAUGUGAUGCCAGCGUCAAGCAGUGCCAGAAGGACAACCCGCUGAGUGCACCCUGUCCCGCCAAAGUCUUUCCGGUGUCAGAUGCAGACGUGGACACUGUUGUGGUGCUUGUCUGACAAUGCUAGGAUGCUCUGUGUGUGAACUGAUAUGCUCAAUGACAGUUACCAGUGACGUUCAGUGAUGGUGCGCUGUUCUGCACAUGGCCAGUCAUCAUUCCUACAUCGAAGGAAACCUGUUUUCAACAGAGCCACACUGCGCCGUUUGGUCAGCAGCCUCCCCGUUUGCAAAACAGGUUACAGCAUUGCUGCCACGUGUCAUCAACUGCCAGUGUGGCAGUUCCAAACAUUCCCAGUGACAAGAGCACCCGAUGCCGACAUCUGACGGUCAAUGACUCAAAAGUCUUUACAGACUUCUCAUAAAAACAAUUUCUACCGGUUGCUGUGACGAAAGCGUGCUGCAGCAUUAAGCUCGGCAGUGAACAAACGGGACUUUAGAAAUAUGUGGCCACUGUGCCAGUGCAUUGCAAAAGGCUGCACUGAUAAUGCAAAUGCGCGGUGCAGCCCCAGCCUGCUACUGCAUGCACGGACGCCAUGAUUUCCCGGAUGUACAGUGUAUUGAAACUUGCUAGAAAUAACAGUGCAAGGGUGCCACGACAGGACAGGUAAUUAGAUCAAAGCGAUGGCUUCAGUGUGAAAAUAAGCAUAUGUCUGUAAGAGUAGAAAUCUGCGCAAAGACUGUGGUGAUACAACGAAAUGUGUUCAUUUUCAAAAUAGUGUUUAUGUAAGGGCACAAAAAAAUACCAUGUAGCUAGCUGUCACCCCGGUAAUGCAGUGUCGCCAUUACGUCACAGCUUACGACACACGUCUCGGUCCAAGUUUUACAAAUGGCUAAAAUAACUGCUCAGAGUACUAGUACAUUUGAUGUUGGCGCUCACAGAUGAAUUGUAGGAACUUUCUGUCUAGGACAUUUUUCUGCAUGUCUGUAGUGUAGUGAAUGUUUCACAUGUACAUAUGUAUAUAGUAGCUCCAUAUGCGACGCAAGCACUGCAAACACUGCAGUGUUCUGCACAUCGGGAGUGCCUAAUUUAUAAGGGAAGCAUGCAAUUUGCCACCCCCCGCCCCCAAUUUUUCCGAUCCUUGCAAAGUGUACAGCAGAGAAGCUCACAUUUUCCCCCCAUUUAUGUCCAGUACAAAUUACGUACAACUGGAUCACAUUCCAGCAAAUGAACUAUGAACGUACAUCAUGUCCAGUGCAAGGUUCAAUGUGUUGGCUCGCGACAGCAAUAAGUCGCGCCGCACAAAAACAAUAGAAAUGAAAAUAGUAUUCAGCGCAAUGCAUUUUUUCGCAAAGUUUCUGAAAUAUUAACUAGAGGGAAAUGUCCCUGUACUAUCCAUGGGUUUCUUGCAUAGCAGUACACCUGACAUGGGAAUGAUAAGAAGAACACUCAUUGCGUUAGGCUCAGCUUUAGCCGUAGUACACGGCCAUGCAGCUUACUUGCUUCGGAGAUGGUGCCAAGGCAACAUGUUGCCAAAUUCUUUCAUCUGUUGUUCUCGGUGCAGAAGUUAAGACUAAAAUCCUGAAUGCCUGUCUUCUUGCUCUCCCUGGCUUAUGCCUCUUUUCAUAUGUAGGGUAGAAAACGAGACAGCCCCUCCCCCCCCCCCCCCCUCCCCUUAAACAUCAGAAACGCUGUUUACAAUGUAAAGCAUGGCAAAGCUACAAGGUUGCAAGGCUUCUGUUGAUAAAUGCUCAUUGCUUACACAUUUGCUACAGCAGAUCACAGCAUCUCUACACCAACACACAAGUGUCACAUGAUCAGAAUAUUUGUAGAUUGUGGGAUAAUAUGAAAGAAACCAUGGAACUUGUGCUUCAGGUGGUUAGGUUAGGUUCUUGCUUUUAGCAGUAGAAUGAAAGGGUACCAUGUCGCACUUUCUUGAACAUGGACUACUCAGCAUGCACCAGCUGGUUGCAUUUCCAACGAGUACUUGUGCAGUCGUUUGAAUUUCAAUGAUGCAUUCCUUUUCAUACUGGUGCACCUUGUACUGUUUCCAAGUAGCAUUGUGGCAAUGGUGCAUGACUAUUAAGCCAUCAAAAGAUUGGGAACACAUGAAGCAGGAAUAACUAAAACUGGCCAAGCUGAGGAAUUGAAUUUUCGUUACAAUGCACAUGUCAUGAGGGUGCCAAUCCGAAGACUGUACUUCCUUUCAUUCCCAUUAUGGUUGGACGGUUGCAGCACCAGACUUCCCUCUAGCAAGUUUAUGCAGAACUUGUGCUUUUUUUUCCCUACUUUUUCCCUGGGAUGUGCUUGAAACGGCAGUCUGAGCAUGUGCGAGAAUGUAAAAGCCUGAUGUGGUGUCACCGAAAGCCCACGGAUCUCCAGUGAAAGUGCGUCCUCGCAAGGACCUUGGCUGUGGAGAGGGAUGCCACUGAAGAAAACUCUAGUCUAGUCAAGAGUUUCCAUCAAAUGUUACGGAUGCCAAAUCUGCAACCCAUUUUCAGAUAGCUCCAGCAGUGUGUUGAGAAAUGUACACUUUGAGCUUCCUGCGAAUGGUUUGUGUGGAUAUGAGUGGCACUAUGUUUAAUGGCCUAUGCUCAGAAGUGUGGAUAAAAAAAAAGUGUGUAGUCUAUGCCAGCUUUGAACAGCUUGAUUGCAAACAGCCUGUCAAUGUGACUCUGUCCACUGAUGCCAAGCAUUAAAUAUGUUGCAAGCAAA
Dermacentor andersoni is the source of this 6302-nucleotide messenger RNA. RefSeq names its product protein serrate (gene Ser). Gene Ontology annotation, cellular component: membrane. Gene Ontology annotation, molecular function: Notch binding; calcium ion binding. The record is from RefSeq and is a predicted model, not a curated record. NCBI's taxonomy places the organism in Eukaryota, Metazoa, Arthropoda, Arachnida, Ixodida, Ixodidae. Gene Ontology annotation, biological process: cell communication; multicellular organism development; Notch signaling pathway.